UGUUCGCCGCUUUCUCUCUCUCUCUCUAUUUCUCUAGUCUGUUCUUUGCUUGCUCCUCCGUCGCAUUUUCCUCUGCAGCUUCAGCUUCGGAAAAUUCACCAUAGCCAUUUUUGUGUCGCGGUCGAUAAAAUUAUCAUUACAAGGUCAAUCUCGUAACUCUGUUUAUUUCGUUUCUAUUUUUCACCGCUUUUUUGGUUUUUCUGUUUUUCCCCCUUUGAGAAAUACGUGGGGUUGGUAUUGGCAGGGCGUGGUGGUGGGGAUUUUUCUGUUCGGUGGAAAAGGAAAGGGGAACGGGAAGGGGAUUCUUGAGAUUUCUCGCCGCUUUAGGAAGAAUCGAGAAGGAAGAAAGAAUGACGAGACCGCUGCUGCUGCCGCUGCCGGCGAUGCAAUUCGUCGGGCUCGCCGGCGGGUGGUGGAACGAGAUCAACGAGUCGGCUCAGUGGCAGGACGGGAUUUUCUACACUCUCUCCGGCGCUUUUGCCCUCGUCUCGCUGAUUGCCUUGAUUCAAUUAAUUAGGAUCGAAUUGAGAGUGCCGGAGUAUGGCUGGACCACGCAGAAAGUCUUCCACCUUAUGAACUUCAUCGUUAAUGGAGUACGAGCUCUGGUGUUUGGAUUUCACAUGCAUGUGUUCGGUUUGCAUCCCAAGGUCUUAACGUCGCUAGCACUGGAUCUACCGGGGCUUCUGUUCUUCUCUACGUACACCCUGCUUGUUCUAUUUUGGGCUGAGAUAUAUCACCAGGCAAGGAGUUUGCCAACAGAUAAGCUCAGGGUUUUCUACAUUUCCAUAAAUGCCGUAAUAUACUGUAUACAGGCUGUCAUCUGGGUUUACCUGUGGGUUAAUGACAACAGUGUCGUGGAGUUGAUUGGGAAGAUAUUUAUUGCAGUGGUAUCGAUUAUUGCUGCUUUAGGGUUUCUGCUGUAUGGAGGAAGACUCUUCUUCAUGCUCAGGCGCUUCCCAAUUGAAUCGAAAGGGAGAAGGAAGAAGCUUCACGAGGUCUGAGAAAUAGUUACAUUCAUAUUUGCUGGCUUGCAGGUUGGAUCAGUCACAGCGAUUUGCUUCACUUGCUUCCUUAUCAGAUGCUUUGUGGUAAAAUAUCAACUUCCAUCUGACUUCAGUGCUAUUAUGAUCCCUGUCCUUCUAUCUGCUUUCGACGCAGACGCUUCCUUGUAUGUUCUGGAUCAUCCCGUCUUGAACUUGAUCUACUACACGUUGGUUGAGAUUCUGCCAUCAGCUCUGGUACUUUUCAUCCUCCGAAAGCUGCCUCCGAAGAGAGUGUCAGCGCAGUAUCAUCCGAUACGCUAGUCGCUUUUUCCAUGGUUUUCCGUAUGUUGAAUCUCCCACACAGCCUUCAUUCAAAGCCCCUUUUCAUCUUUUGGAAGUGAUGUCGGGUCAAAGGCAAGUGGUGCAGCAGUAGCAGUUCUUAAGAAGCAACCCAGAUUUCCUUGUUACUGUAGGAAUAGGCCCAUAAUGGCGGCGGUGAAUGUUUGUAAGCGUUUGUCCACACUGCCGGCGUUUGGGUUGUUGAAGGGAAGAAGCUUCCUUUUCUUUUUUUCUCCCCCCCUUUUCUAUUUCUUUUUGUUGCCCUUUUCUUUGUUUCUGCCAAGGACUCUGUAUGCAGUGGAAACAGAAUUCUGUAGAAGAAAAAGUAUUUAGUAGGUUCCUGGUAUUAGGGCUUUUGUUUUGUGUUAGUUUCUGAGUGCGUGGUGGACUUUGAACAUGUCCUGGAUGGCGGUUUGGUUUGUCGAGUUCGGAUCGUGUUCAGGUUCGUUAAUUGGUGAAUCCAUGGAUGUGUUUAAUAAAUUGGCCUCACAUUCUUGCAUUGAGAUCCAAACGGGAGAAAUAGAAGCUACAAUUGCCAAAUCGUUGAUUACUUGCUCGUUUCCUUGGUGUUUAUUCUUGGACAUUGUGGUUUUGUAAUUUGUUCAGUUG
Molecule: messenger RNA, 1931 nt
Organism: Linum tenue
Lineage: Eukaryota; Viridiplantae; Streptophyta; Magnoliopsida; Malpighiales; Linaceae
Source: the annotation of a GenBank genome assembly